Cynocephalus volans (Philippine flying lemur) is the source of this 1166-nucleotide messenger RNA. RefSeq names its product DEPP autophagy regulator 1 (gene DEPP1). The coding region runs from base 201 to 839 and encodes 212 amino acids. Lineage: Eukaryota; Metazoa; Chordata; Mammalia; Dermoptera; Cynocephalidae. The transcript has 2 exons. The record is from RefSeq and is a predicted model, not a curated record. Gene Ontology annotation, cellular component: mitochondrion. Gene Ontology annotation, biological process: regulation of autophagy.
GAGCCUUCUGUGGUGGACGGUGGCCUCAGCACACCGUCCUCACUGUGCCCCACCUCUCAGCGAUCCCACGCCAGAUCCCUUGCCUUCUCCCUGAGCUUUCUGGGGUCUUCCUUUGGAUUCAUCUGUCCUUGCUCUUCCAGCCUCCCUGCCACCCCCAGACCCUUUCAGCUACAGGUUGCUGCUUCCCCUCGCCAGCAAGGAUGAGGUCCCGGCUUUUGUUUUCCGUGGCUCAUCUGCCCACAAUUCGGGAGACCUCGGAGGAGAUGCUGCCCGGGGGGCCUGGGCAGGAGCCCCCAGCCUCCCCCAGCCUGGAUGACUAUGUGAAGUCUAUUUGUCAGCUGGCGCAGCCCACCUCUGUGCUGGACCAAGCUAUAGCCCUGGGCCGACCCAGGCGACCCCACCGGCCAGCCCAGGCCUGCGAGAAUAGCUGCACUGCGGCAUCACUACAGGACAUCACCACCCACUUCAGUGGCCAGCAGCCCACGCUGUCUGCACCUGGCACUGCUGACCCCCUGGGCUGGCUAUUUGGGGAGUCCCAGGAAAAGCAGCCAAGUAGGAGAGACCUGCCAAAGAGGACUAGCCCCACUGCUGGCCCCUGGGGUUCACACAGACAGAUGGACAGUGGCAAGAUCAGGGGGACACCCAGAGGGAGGCUCUGUGAAGCUAGGGCGCCCGGGCUCUUUCUGGCAAGACUGUCAUGGGAUGGGUACCAGAGCUCCCACUUGCUUAGCUGGACUUCUGAGCAGCCUGGCCGGACCGUGGCCUCCCCCUGCAGCCCCUGCACCAGCAGCAACCUCAGAACUCUCUACUCGCACCUCCCGGUGAUCCAUGAACUCUGACCCCUCCCCCAUAAAGGCAUCUGUAAAGAGCAUGCGAGGAACAUGUCUCUCCCUCCCCUGUGGUGGGUGCUGCCCCUGGCAGGUCUCUGGGAGGGAAAUGCUUUUCUGUAGGGGCUGCCUGCUUUAGCCAUUCACAGUGAGACACUGCUCUGAAGAGCCGUAACAGCCUGUCUCACAGGAGACGUUACUGACCCAUUUGCUCUGCUCCUUGCUGAAGCGAGUUACUUAAUGUCUCUGUUCCUCAGUGUGCACAUGGGUAAAAUGGGGAUGAUGGAUGGGACCUGCCUCCCUGGCUGAUCUGCCCAGUAAAUGCAUGUAACCAGCCCA